AUGCCCAUGCCCCCAGCUGCCGGAGCCGUCGCGUUGCACUCUUCCCUAUUGUCCAUGCCUUCUGAGAAACCAUCUUCUCCUUUAAAAUCAACCCUUCUUCAUGUGGCUCCCAAACCCAAAAGCCUCCUCCAAAGCCACCCACUUUACCCCCCAACCCAUGCCAAACUCUCCCUUGAAUUCAAAGAGAAAAUUCUCUGCCUUGAGGUGAUGGGUGUUGAUGCAGGCAAAGCACUCUCCCAAAACCCUGACCUCUGCACAGCGACCAUGGAAUCCAUUCACUCCAUAAUCACCUUCCUUUUCUCCAAUGGCAUUCUAGAAAAGGACCUGCCCCGAAUCUUUGGCAUGUGCCCCCAGAUUCUCACCUCUGACAUCAAAACUGAUCUCACCCCAGUUUUUGAUUUCAUCUUGAAUGAACUCAAAGUCCCCGAACAUAGCUUCAGAAGGGUGGUCAACAAGUGCCCAAGAUUGCUUACAUCCAGUGUGAAAGACCAGCUUAGGCCAGCUUUGGUUUACCUAAGGAGACUUGGAUUCAGGGAUUUGGGGGCCUUGGCUUAUCAAGAUUCUGUUCUCUUAGUGUCUAGUGUAGAACACACCCUCAUCCCUAAACUGAGGUUUUUAGAGAGUUUGGGACUUUCCAAGGAUGAGGUUAGGAGCAUGGUGUUGAGAUGUCCAGCACUGCUUACUUUCAGUAUAGAAAAUAAUUUUCAGCCAAAGUAUGAGUAUUUUGCUGGGGAAAUGGGUAGAAAAUUGGAGGAGCUAAAAGAAUUUCCUCAGUACUUUGCUUUUAGUUUGGAGAAUAGGAUAAAACCUAGACACAUGGAGGUUGUGCAAAGUGGAAUCACUGUACCUUUACCAGUGAUGCUUAAAAGCACUGAUGAAGAAUUUAGGGAGCUGGUAAAGCAAGGGGGUGGGUGA
This is a messenger RNA of Sphenostylis stenocarpa, 915 nucleotides long. Lineage: Eukaryota; Viridiplantae; Streptophyta; Magnoliopsida; Fabales; Fabaceae. The record is from the annotation of a GenBank genome assembly.